Penicillium longicatenatum is the source of this 3777-nucleotide messenger RNA. RefSeq names its product SNF2-related protein. The record is from RefSeq and is a predicted model, not a curated record. Lineage: Eukaryota; Fungi; Ascomycota; Eurotiomycetes; Eurotiales; Aspergillaceae. The transcript has a single exon. Gene Ontology annotation, molecular function: ATP-dependent chromatin remodeler activity; ATP binding. Bases 1 to 3777 code for a protein of 1258 amino acids.
AUGUCGAAGAAAAAGACUUCUGAGCCUUGUGGAAUCCUUGGUGUGAGCUAUACCAAGGAUUGGGUGAAGAAAAUUGAUGGAUCUUGGCCUGCUCUUGUUGGCAGUUUUGCAAAGGUCAACACUCUUCAUAUGCCGGAUACCAGGACAUUUGACAGCAUAGCACUGGCAAAGGAAAGCCCAAUGAGAACAUGGGUUAACCAGUACCUCGAAGCCCGUGAAAAAGAGUUCGGACACCCAUCGAAAGCUCCGAAGACCUUGAGAGGCAACUGGGUCGACAAGAUCCUGAACGAAAAAGUCUGCAGAGAAGUGCUCGAAGAUGCCAGUCCACCAAAGAUUGGCAUAAAUGACGUGACCGCGGAUGCCCUUGCUGCCAUGAGCACCCUCUGGUACGCCGUGAAGUGCAUGAAGGCCGUGCCACGUCUUUGUGAGAAGUCGAAAGUCGAAGACACUCCCUUGAGUCUGGAUCCAUACGACGUGUUGCACAUGUGCAUAUUUCUUGCAAACUGUCAUCGAUCGUUCAAAGGGAGAAAUAUCGACGCGGAAAUCUUGAAUAAGCGCAAUCAAAACCGAAUUCUCCCUGUGUACGUGGAAGCCAGACCUACAAAUCAUUCAGCUUCCGCUUCGGCUUCCGCCUCAGCUUUGCUUUCGAUCUCUCCUGGGCAGUCAUCCAGCUCUGGAGAUUUGGACGCUCUCAGAAGAAGCUUGCUUGGGAUGGAAGCUUAUUCUCCAUUUGAAGAUUAUGCCAACCUCCAAGCACUUGGUCCCAAUGCACCUUCCGCGAAUGAGAAGGCUGUUGCGGAGCUAAUGAAUUCGAUUCAACGUGCCCUUAUUCGGCCUCGACCUGGACCACAGCCUGCAAUGUCAGACGAUGUAUACAGAGUUCUGCACAAUUAUUUCGUGGAUGAGGAUAGGGACUUUUCCAAAGAUUGUGUUCUUUUCGAACCAAUUGACACGCAACCACGACAGACUAGCCUGGACACUCAUGUUGCCCUGGUAGCAUCUAUCGGCGAGGCCAUCAUGACAGCCAACGAUGAAGGAGAUGACCAUGAAGCUGCCAACAAUAUGGAUUUGGCAGACGACGUAGGUUGCGCGGUGGUUGAAAGGAGAGACUAUACCAUGUCUGCCAGAACCAGAGAAUUCCAAGAUGCUUGCAACAAAGCAGGGCUGACCGUGACGAAGGAUGGUGUGUAUCUCCACUCUCACAGAAUUAGCAAGCCGGUUUCUCUGGAGCCUUGGCAGGCUACUGCCGUGGCAUGGAUGAUGGACAUGGAAGAGCAGUCACCACUACACGGAGGCAUUCUUGCUGAUGGGUGCGGACUUGGGAAGACGCGAACAACGUACACCCUGAUGGAACGUUCACUUACCAAGACUUCUGAGAACGGAACAUACUAUCCACAGCUUGUGCUAUGUCCAAAGAGUCUGCUCGAUAUGUGGUAUGCAGAGGCUAUGGAACAUUUUGGAGAUACCUUCGUGAUCAAGGUGUUUUAUGGACCCCAGCCAAAAAGCCCCAAAACCCACCGUGAGGAGUGCGUUAUAAACAAUAAUGACGUUUUGAUGGAGUAUUUGCGAACCCUGGAUUCCAGCAGUAUUGAGACUUUGCGAGUUGUCAUAAUCAGCACUUAUGACACAUUUGCUUUUCGAACAACACACCAGAGUGGUGGAAGGGGGGUAGACCCUGUUCAUCUGGAAAGUGAUGAUGAGAAUGACCCGGAAAAUUCUCACUCAGAAGUUCAUUUAACUUCCAGUGCUGGGAAUGACGACGAGUGUCUUGACCUUGAUGUCAUAGAUACGAUCGAGGAAACGGAGUCUACGGACGAUCCUAGAUCAAUUCUAUCAGACCAACGGCCUGCUCAAUCAGUGAGAUAUGCACUGGGUAGCCAAGGCUCUAAAACAACAGCCAGUGCUAUCCAAGGACUCGGGGUUGUUCAAAGUGAUAAUAUGAGCACCGCUAUCAACUAUGUGAGCCGAUUGAAGGCUUUCAAGUUUAGCAGAAUCAUUUGCGAUGAGGCCCACCGAGUGAAGAACAUUCUGAGCAAGCAGCAUCAGAGUAUUUCCCUCCUUGAGUAUGAUGCCAUCUGGUUUUUGACAGCCACGCCAAUGUCAAACAGCUUUACAGACCUCAAUGGCCCUCUGAGUUUGUUGCACAAGCGAUCGUCUGCCGACGGCGAGGAGGAAGAGGAAGAAGUUGAUCUGCCACUUGCACCCGGCAUGAGACAUAGAUCAGGCGGAGGAGCUGAUUACUUGAUUGAUGUUUAUGGCGCAUGGUCAAGACUGCCUAAAUUGCCGACUCCAGCUCCUUGGGGUUUGCUGAACCCCAAGCUGUUGGUCGAUCUACAAAGUCGGCGAUUAACACCCGGACAGGCGUGCAAGCUCAUCCCCAUCAUCUUCCGCCUUUGUAUUCUACAAAGACAAAUGGGCGAUGAUAUUGAGAUGCCAGCUGGAGAGAAAAUCCAAAUCGGUGGAAAGAUCCCCCCUGCGCGUGUUAUGACAGUGGAACUCUGUUACUCAGAUGCUGAACAGAGGGAGCAUGAUUUGCUGUAUUCCAAGAUCAUCAAGGGUCUAGUCAAAAAGGAAAAUGAUUCAUCGCCUGAGACGUUUUCUGAUGCUCAAUUGAAUGGGAAGGGGAGAGCUCACAAUGGCAAGUUUCGAUCUGCCACUUUAUCUGAGGCUCAACUGUUUGGAAGGGGGCGAGUCAACAGUGGCAAACUCCGGCGAUUAUGCGCCUUGGCCUUCCAUGCAAAGCUCGACACUUUCCUAAACCUCGAGGGUAUCUCAAAUCAGUACACUGAGCAUGUAGCGGAUAUUGCCAAAGAGGGCAAUAUGUGCUUCGAACUGUUUUGGCAGCUGACGGUAGAAGGGAAAAUCAACCCGCCUCCCCGAAUUAGAUUCGAUCGAGCAAGAUACCUACUUUGCCAAUCUCCUCGCUUGAAAUAUUUGCUCAAGAUCUUUCUUGCAGAAGGUCUUACACCCUCGUCUGCCAAGCCUCGCUUCGUGAUCUUCUGCAAUUGGCCUAUGACAGUUUGGCUGGUUCAGAUGCUGCUACAUGCACUAUCACUGGAAUUUGCGGCUAUAACCUCACCUAUGAGCGUAGCUGACCGCACGGAAGCUAUAAAUCGCUUCAACGACUCCAACAAUGACUGUUCGGUGUUCAUCACGACAUAUACGCUUGGGGCCUUUGGCCUCAACUUGCAGAGCAAUUGCAGUCGUCUUGUUCUCAUGGAAUCGGCCAUAAACUAUAACCGAGUUUUCCAUGCCAUCGGAAGAAUGCACCGCCUGGGCCAAAAAGAGCCACAGAAAAUUUGGUAUCUAUUUCAGGAUUCUACGAUUCAGCGUUGGAUGGAAUGGCGUAAUUUGACGAAACUUCGAGGUCAGAUUGCUGCACAGAACAGAGAGGCUUUCGAGCCAGUUCUGAGGCACCGGCAGGAAAAUAGAGCACGAGAAGGAGUUUCGAUCAAUGAGAAGGACGAGAGAGAUGGAGAUAUCGAAGAUCUAUGUGAUCGUUUUUUCCGCGAUUUGAUGGGCCAAGAAGAAGGGUGUGGUGAUCGCAGUGGAAUGGGGAAUGAGAUGGAGUUGGACGUGGUGGCCAAAGAUACACGUUACCACUCACGCCGUCACGGACAGGGAAUCAACAACAUGACUCGUCAUGUUGUCAUUGAAGAGCAGAAGGAGCAGCAGGAGGAGAAGGAACCAGAGGACUUGACGGAAACUCGUAAGCGUCCCCGAGGCCCAGAGGACAAUGGCGAAGGACCGAGUACGAAGCGGGUUUUUUCGCUAUGA